Molecule: messenger RNA, 811 nt
Organism: Cryptomeria japonica (Japanese cedar)
Lineage: Eukaryota; Viridiplantae; Streptophyta; Pinopsida; Cupressales; Cupressaceae
Product: exportin-2-like
Exons: 1
Coding region: 236-682 (148 amino acids)
Molecular function (GO): small GTPase binding
Source: RefSeq, a predicted model, not a curated record
UUCCCUUUGUGUUUCCAGCAAAACACAUCGAACCGCUAAGCUAUCCUGCAGUCAAGACCUGACAACCAAAACAUUGAGGUAAUCCCCAUUGAUCAAAUUAAUACAACAUUAGGGAUUUCUUUAUCUCAAGGGAGGAUAGGCUUCUUAGUAUUUCUAUUCUGUGUUGGCCGGAUGAAGUCGUAAGUUCAGCGAUUUUAGACAUGUCAACAAUUCACACAUUCAGCUCUGGGGGAAAAUGCGUGAUAGCAUUAUGAGUUUUCUUGUUAGACCAGAGGGAGAGAGGGUGUUGGAGGAGGUGGAAAUUCUAGACCUAGAAGAAACUGUAGGAUACACUCCAACAUUUGCUCAACUUUACAAUGCCGGAAAGAAAGAGGAGGAUCUAGUUACGGAUGUUAAAGAUCCCAAAGGAUUUCGUGUAUCCUCAUUGGCGAGAAUUUCUGCACAUGCUCCUGGAAAGUAUCUUGGCAUCAUUCAACAUUCAUUGGAACCAGCCAAUCAAAUUGCACUUGCUGAGUUCUGUAGUACUUAUGGGUUUGCUAUUGUCUACGACGGAUCAAGGAGCAGAAGGAUGAUGAGAGUUCACAUUCAAGGAAAGAAGAGCUUGAUACAUCCUGUGAGGAAGUCACACAGGCUGAAGAAUGGAGACACAACUUGGUGGCACAUAACUAGAGACAUCUCUUGAAGAGGAAGAUCCUAUUCAAUCUGUCAUUAAUGAUGAGUUUCUUCAUAGAAGAGGAAUUAACAUUCAGAGGGAGUCUGACAAACCAUUAGAGGCAACCUUGGACAAGGAGGUCAGGAGGUUGGAGCUUCA